UCUCUCUCUCUGUCUCUCUCUCUCUGCGCAUCAACGGCAACAAACACAAUGCAAAUCCACACACUCACUCAUUCACCUACUCCAAUCCACCACAAUGCGAAGAAUCUGAAGCGACUCUCUCAACCAUUCCCGAUUCGACUCCGACCGCCAUCUCUCUUCCCCGCCGCGCUCAAACCUCCGUCUAGCAUCUCUCUCGAGCCUUCCAAUCCGCGCAUCUCCCCGCCGACGCAUCCUCGGCGCCGCUUCGUGACUCCGUGCCUCGGCAGUUCGAGCCAAGAGCUCCUCCAUGAUGAGCCUACGGUCGCCGUCGGGAGCCACGGCAACGGUGCGCUGGCUGUGCCGAGUGAAGAAGAAAAGCCCCAAGUGGCGGGAGUUGGCAAGGAGGAGGAGGAUCUGGCGACGAAGAGCCUGUGGAGCCAAAUUAAGGAGAUCAUGAUGUUCUCUGGGCCGGCGACUGGUCUGUGGAUCUGCGCACCAUUGAUGAGUCUCAUCUCGACUGCUGUGAUCGGCCAGGGAAGCUCCACGGAGCUCGCCGCUUUAGGUCCUGGGACGGUGUUCUGCGACAACAUGAAUCUUCUGUUCAUGUUCCUGUCGAUUGCUACAUCGAAUAUGGUUGCCACAUCACUUGCAAAAGGGGACAAGAAAGAUGUUCAGCAUCAAAUCUCCAUCUUGUUGUUCGUUGGAUUGACAUGUGGGACGCUGAUGCUUUUGUUCACCCAAUUCCUCGGAUCACAAGCACUCACUGCUUUCGCAGGGGCAAAGAAUGUACACAUUGUACCUGCAGCAACCAAAUAUGUUCAGAUCCGAGGACUAGCAUGGCCUGCAAUCCUUUAUGGCUUGGUCGCUCAAAGCUCGAGCCUUGGCAUGAAGGAUUCCAUGGGCCCCUUGAAGGCUCUAUUAGUGGCCAGUGCUGUAAAUGGAAUGGGUCACUUAGUCCUGUGCAAAAUGUUGGGUUAUGGUAUUGUCGGUGCCGCUUGGGCUACAAUGGCUUCACAGAUUGUUGCGGCAUAUAUGAUGAUCGAAGCUCUGAACAAGAAAGGUUUUAACAGCUUUGCCGUGUCUGUUCCAUCACCCAGCGAAUUUCUUCACUUAUUUGGGAUAGCCGCUCCAGUUUUUGUUACCAUGUUUUCAAAGGUGGCUUUCUACUCGCUCAUUACGUACUUUGCCACAGCCAUGGGCACACACAUGGUUGCAGCUCACCAGGUCAUGAUACAAAUGUACAGCAUGUGCAUGGUAUGGGGCGAGCCCCUCUCUCAAACUGCACAGUCGUUUAUGCCUGAGUUGAUGUAUGGAAGAACCCGAAGCUUAGAAAAGGCCCGAAUGCUGCUGAAGUCUCUUAUGAUUAUCGGAGGGAUUCUGGGACUAGUAAUAGCUGGUAUUGGAGCUUCUGUUCCUGGUUUGUUCCCCAAUAUUUUCACAUCGGAUCCUAAUGUCAUACAGCAGAUGCACAAAGUCUUGCUUCUGUUCUUUGUUGCCAUAUUUGCAACACCUUGCACUCAUAGCCUCGAGGGAACGUUGUUGGCUGGACGAGAUUUCAAAUUUGUUAGCUUGGCGAUGAGCGGUUGCUUCUCUCUUGGUGCCCUUCUGCUUAUGCUCGUAAGCAGCAGAGGAUACGGUUUGCCAGGCUGCUGGGGUGCACUCCUAGUGUUUCAAUGGGCUCGAUUCUUCCUUGCUCUCCAGCGUCUCCUCUCCCCCACAGGAAUACUUUAUUCCGAGAGCUCGACUCAGUUUCAAGUAGGGAAGUUGAAAGCCACUUAAUUUCUGCAACAUCCCCGUGAAUUUAUAUACGAAUUAGCGGAAUUCGAAGGAAGAGCGAAUGACAGGUUCUUGCUUUUGCUACAAGACCCUAACAGCUUCCUGGAAGGCAUUUGUACUCUCCGGACUCCAAAUGGAUAAGGAGGCUCUCAUUCUUUAGUACCGGAUGGCCGAGAGAAGGACAUAAGUGAGCCCUGCUUUUGGACCUGUGCUUUUGCCCCUGCAAGGGGAGUAAAGUAUGAUAGAUCCAUUGGUUUUGCACGUCAAUUUGUAAUGCCCAAGUGUAUUCUCUUCUGUAAGGUCCCAUAGGGAACAAAAAAAUUACACUAAUUGUUCUUGGAGUUCUCGGAAGAAAACCUUGAACCAUGUACGCACUAUGCAGUCAGAAGAAACUUCUGAUGAAGUGACAAGCGUAGGAAUGAACAUCAACCGUUAGGGCCUUUUAUGGAUAUUAAUUAGUAAUUAUUAAUUAAUAGGUGGUCAUAAUAAAAUAUUAGAGCAACAAUGUAGCUUUUGAGUACUUUUUUUCCCUCUUUCCCGAAAAUUCUAAAAUAUCAAAGUCACCAAGAGAGAGGAAGCCAAAUCAAAACCCUGAAUUGACCUUUCUUUCUUCUCGUUGUCAAUCUUAAAAAGGAAAUGUGGAAUGACCUUAGUAGUCCUUGAACUUAACUUCAUUGUUCAAUAUCUUCCUGAACUUUUUUAUUUUGUUCAAUCUCGUUCCUGAAUUCUGGAUGUCAUUGCAGAACCAGGGAAUUCUGGGGAAAACCAUUGCAUAGCUUAACAUUGACAAUAAUCUCUCUCACUACUACUAUUACCCAUUUGGGAGUGAAGAAGAGGCAAAAUAGGAAAUGACAGAAGACAGUGGCGUUAUGUGCCCCUUCGAAUCUCACAUCAACAGCUGAU
Messenger RNA from Rhodamnia argentea, 2658 nucleotides. RefSeq names its product protein DETOXIFICATION 46, chloroplastic-like. Gene Ontology annotation, molecular function: xenobiotic transmembrane transporter activity; antiporter activity. The coding region runs from base 49 to 1758 and encodes 569 amino acids. Gene Ontology annotation, biological process: transmembrane transport. NCBI's taxonomy places the organism in Eukaryota, Viridiplantae, Streptophyta, Magnoliopsida, Myrtales, Myrtaceae. The transcript has 14 exons. Gene Ontology annotation, cellular component: membrane. The record is from RefSeq and is a predicted model, not a curated record.